Messenger RNA from Hypomesus transpacificus, 1223 nucleotides. RefSeq names its product trafficking protein particle complex subunit 6B (gene trappc6b). Gene Ontology annotation, biological process: endoplasmic reticulum to Golgi vesicle-mediated transport; regulation of GTPase activity. Gene Ontology annotation, cellular component: TRAPP complex; cis-Golgi network; trans-Golgi network. Bases 489 to 965 code for a protein of 158 amino acids. The record is from RefSeq and is a predicted model, not a curated record. NCBI's taxonomy places the organism in Eukaryota, Metazoa, Chordata, Actinopteri, Osmeriformes, Osmeridae. The transcript has 6 exons.
ACGAGCAUAGAGUUGAGAACGAGGCAAUGGCGUAGAAAGGACCCUAUGUCCACACUACUGACACCACUAAAAUGUAUUAAAACAUUUGUGACGGCGAUUAUAUGUAUAUAUUUAUACAAUCCCUUAACUGAAUGUUAUUUUAAACUUGGCACGAAUUAAUCAGUCGCUAGUGAGCGAACACAUUUUUGUGAUUCGUUUUUUUUUGUCAGGCAGAGUGUGGGCUACUUUUUGAAUGAAUUUAAGACCCCGUUUGUAUAGUAUCCGAUCUGAAAUUAAAUGGUUGAAAUAAUUGAAAAUGUUCUUCGUAGGCCAGUGACAUGUUCAUGAAAGCGGGUUUCUUACAUUGUUUUCAAAUGUUGUGUUUGCUGUUAUGCGCAAAUAGCUUUCAAGUUGCUAUUGAGGAAGCAUACGAUAUUAGCCUACUUCCUAAAACGAUUAGACUGUAUUGUUGACUUUAGGUGUUCUUGCCUUAAUCUAUCUGUUUAAACAUGGCAGACGAAGCCCUGUUUCAGUUCUUACACAACGAAGUAAUUCAGUACAUUUACAAAUCUGAUGAAAAUGAAGAAAUGGAAAAUGGAAGGUGCAUUACCAAACUGGAGAACAUGGGCUUCAGGGUGGGCCAAGGACUGAUAGAAAGGUUCACCAAAGACACAGCUAGGUUUAAAGAUGAACUAGAUGUCAUGAAAUUCAUCUGCAAGGAUUUUUGGACCAGCGUUUUCAAAAAGCAAAUAGACAACCUCAGAACAAAUCACCAAGGUAUUUAUGUUCUGCAGGAUAACAAGUUCCGGCUACUCACACAGCUGUCAGCUGGUAAACAGCAUUUAGAGCAUGCACCAAAGUAUUUGGCUUUUACGUGUGGCCUGGUGCGAGGAGGGCUUUCAAACCUUGGGGUGAAGAGUAUCGUCACAGCUGAGGUUUCUGUCAUGCCUGCCUGUAAAUUUCAAGUUAUGAUCCAGAAAAUGUAGGACCCAUCUGAAGACAACUUCUUCACUUAAAACAUUUUCAUAUCAGCCAAAUUGCCUUUUUUGUUUGAGCUCAACCCCUUGAAGCAACCCUGCAUGACUGUUGAGACAUCUUUUUUGUUUUUAAUUGGUGUAGUCUUUAUGAUAAUUAUAAAAUAAACAAUGAUUGCCUUUAGUAUUUUAUCUCAUGUUGAAUAUCUUAACGUGAAAUGUUGUUAAAUUAUUUUCACUGAAUGUUGAAUAAACACUCCAUGGUAUUAA